This is a messenger RNA of Cyclospora cayetanensis, 2076 nucleotides long. RefSeq names its product probable CDP-diacylglycerol--glycerol-3-phosphate 3-phosphatidyltransferase. Lineage: Eukaryota; Apicomplexa; Conoidasida; Eucoccidiorida; Eimeriidae. The record is from RefSeq and is a predicted model, not a curated record. Gene Ontology annotation, molecular function: CDP-diacylglycerol-glycerol-3-phosphate 3-phosphatidyltransferase activity. The transcript is spliced from 2 exons. Gene Ontology annotation, biological process: cardiolipin biosynthetic process. The coding region runs from base 1 to 2076 and encodes 691 amino acids. Gene Ontology annotation, cellular component: mitochondrion.
AUGCACAGCUUCUGUACAGCUGCACUCCACACUGCGCCUUCUGGUGCAGCUGUUGGCUGCUUACCGAAGGCAGCGUUUAGACGCUUCUUCUGCAGCAGCUCCUCUUUGACGCCUCCUCCGCUUUCGGAAGGAGGCGCGGAGGCGGUGCCAGCAGCUCAGCUCCACGUUCCCGUGUCUCCUCGCUGUGUGAGCAUCGUACAUGGCCCGGAGGGGCUUUACUCCGCUGUGGAGGGUUGUAUUCAGCUUGCGAGACGGCGCUUAUUGCUUUCAGCGCUCUACAUUGGCACGGGCAGUAAGGAGAGACGGCUGCUGCGUCGUCUACAGGAUGCGAAGGAGCAGCAUCCGCAGCUACAAGUGCGCCUGCUGGUGGACUUUUUGCGCAGCACACGGUCGGGAAGCUCCGGGGGAGAUGGACCGGCAGCGUUGCUGCUGCCGCUUGUAUCCAAGAGGCAACAGCAGAGCGACGGGGGUAGCUCGAGCGAAGUGUUUCUUUUCUGCAACCCCUUGACAUGCAGCAGCAACAGCCGCAACCCAGUUCUCCAAGGGCUGCACAAGCUGCUGUGCACGCUGCUGCCUCACAGACACCGCGAGGCCUUGGGAACGCAGCACAUGAAGUGCGUCGUGAGCGACGAUUUGGUGCUGCUGACAGGCGCAAACUUCAGUGAGGACUACUUUGUCAACCGAACGGACCGGUGCAUUCUCAUCCGUUCCAGGUCACUUGCAGACGCAGUGGAUCGGGUUCUCGCGGCUGCGCAAGCGCACGCUUUCAAGCUGCUCCCCCAUGCACACCGGCAGCUACCCACCGACUCCUCAAGGUCCAACGCGCCGGAGGACGUUCGGAGACAUAACAACACGCUCCACAUUGGGAACGUUACAUGUUGCUGGCCAGCAACUAAUCCCUCAGAAAUGCCGCAGGCGAACCCCACGACAUUCCGCCAGAGCCUCGCCAGCUCCUUGAGGGCUGCAAUGGCCAACAGCAACCAGCGCAGCAGAGAGUGCACAUACACCAGCAGCAACCCCUCUAGCGCCUGCUUGGUAUCUCUGGCAGUGCAGGCUGGAUUCACGUUUCCGCCGAUUCAGGGUCAGGAAAUGCUGCUGGAUCGGGUGUGCUCCAUCGCAGCCAACUCUAUUGCCGCGGCUGCAGCAGCAGGCUCUGCAUCCUCCGGAGGAAUGAGAGAUUCAUUGCACGGAGAGCACGUUACAGCCCCUACUGGCCUGCGCGUGAUCCUCGCGUCUCCCUACUUGAACUUUACUGCUGCAUUUCUGCAACGGCUGAAGCAGUUGCUGAAGCAAAUGCGUCAUGCAUCAUUAGCCGGCGCUGCGGCCCCUGGCAGCAGCAGGAGUAGUGACAGCGACACCAACAACGUGCAGCCUCGGCUAAUGUUGCUCACGGCGUCCCCGCAAGCCAACAGCUUUUACAAAUCUCAAGGCCUAUCAUUCUGGAUCCCUCCCGCCUACGCUGUUGCGGCGCAUGCAACCGCGCGGGCUCUUGCCGUUUCAGCCACAGCGGCGGCACCAGCACGCACUUCCACGGAUCGUCCUCCGAUGCAGCCGACGCUGCUGAACGGCCCCCUGAUGCUAUUGGAAUAUGCCCGACCCGCGUGGACCUUCCACGCAAAGGGCAUUUGGAUCGUGGGGGACACCUUUACAACACACAGCAGCAAUGCGAACGGCAGCAGCGGUGAGCGCACGAGUAGCUGUUGUGCUGCAGCUCCGCCAUCUCCAGCCAUCAACGCCACGCGUGUGUUGCUGCGUGAAAGCCUCGCGGGCCGUCUCAAAGGCCCUAUCAGCUCUGGCAACAGCAGCGGUGGCAGUACCACCUGCACCGCUAAGGAAUGGGCUGCUGUGUCACUGAUCGGGAGCACAAAUCUGAGUGCUCGCUCGUCCUGCCGCGAUUUAGAGCUACUGGCGCUGUUGCGCACGACCGACAGGCGACUGCAGCUCGAGCAGCAGCAGGAGCUUGGGAAAGAAUUGCUGCCCUUUUGUCUCCCCCUCAGCGAGGAAACGCUUAAACGCAGGUUUCCCUCGUGGCUGAGCUUUGCGGUGACGCGGCUCGGACUUGGCUCGUUCCUCUAA